CUCGCUGGCCCUACGGUAUCGCUUGUUUUGCUCUCGCCGCGUAUCCGCCGCUAGCGUUUUACAAUCUUCAGACUCAUUAGCUUCAUUCCACAGCCGACCAUUGCAGUGACAAGAAGUCAGUCCGUCGUUUUCCUCUCCGAGGCCGGAUGGUAAAAUCCAACCUCCAGCGAAUCCUGAAUAGUCAUUGCUUUGCUCGCGAAAAAGAAGGAAAACAACAGUAUCAUACAACCAUGGCUGCUUUAAGUAGUAGUAUUUGUGACAUGAUUGGCAACCUGUCUCUGCACUGUAGCAGUACCCGCGGUCCGGGGCCUCUGUGGUGCUCCGAUGCCCCUCUCCCACCCCUGAAGAUCCCAGGUGGGCGAGGGAAUGGUCAACGGGAUCACACUCCUUCAGCUCGGCCCCUGUACUCUGACAGGAAGCUCACUGUGACCGAGGAGCCGGCGGGGAGUGGACGUCCCAGGAUCCUUCACUUCCAGAGUCAGCCUACUGCGUCCCGGGUCAUCCUCUGGGACGCGGUGCUGAGCGACAACAACCUGUACGUGGAGGUCCCCAGGGAUACCCUCCCUGAGGGCAGCAAGGAGAGCUUUGCAGCCCUCCUGGAGUACGCUGAAGAACAUCUGAAAGUUGUCAGUGUGUUUGUGUGCUUUUACAAGAACAGAGAAGACCGAGCUAAAUUGCUGCGUACCUUCAGUUUUCUGGGCUUUGAGAUUGUGAAACCAGGCCACGCCCUUGUCCCACCUCGACCCGAUGUUUUCUUCAUGGCCUACAACUUUGACAGGGAUUCCUCCGAUGAAGAUUAGUUCCAGCCACCCAGUCCACAGAACCAAACCCAAAUCCCCAUAGUUCAGCCCCUCCCUCAGCCACCCAGUUGCUUACAAGCUUCCACGCUUUUGUGUUCCAAGGAAGCCUAUAGUUCUAGAUGUCAUGGUUAUUUACUUUCUGUUGCUGUUGCCCCUUAUGUUGCUGUUGUCUUACUUUAGAUUUUUUCGUUUGUAUUGGACCCCUACCUGUUACCUCUUGAUUGGCUUUUUCAACAGCUGUGAGCAUAUUGCAGUUCUCAUUGUAACAAUCAGUCAGGUAAUCAAUCAGUAAUUGUUAUAGGAUGAUGCUUAAUUUUCUUGAAUGUAUAAAACCAUCAAUAAUUGUAAAGCAAUUAAUGAUGGUUUUACACUAUAUUGGCUCUUAACUCACUCAAUUAUACAUUUGAAAAUGGCCUUUAAUGCAGUGCAAGUUUUUCAGGCACUUUAAAGCCUAAUAAAAUUGUUUUGUGUGGUAGCUGAUGGUUGCUUUUGUGCUACAGACUCAACUUCUUUCCGCAGACCUAAUAUGUGGUAUGUAAUUGUCUGGAUUAUUCCUAAAAAAAAAUCAAGAUUUAAAUCAAGUGUCAAUACAACUUUGUAUGAAACUGUUUAGCCAGGUUAAAUUGGAGGGAAAUAUGAUUCAUAUAAGUUCUGGCUAUUUGUACAAAACCAAAAGUUCAGCUUUUUUUGUGCAUGUAGUUGGAUAGAAUUGGAAUUCUGAAUUUUCUGCUCUCCACAUUGGAAUUUUGUCUUGCAUUGCCCCCCAAUAUUUCCCCAUUUACCAACAACCUAUAUUUUUGGUUUAUUGAUGUACACCUGCAUAGUGGUACCUUUUAUUGUGCAUCUGUGAUAAUAAAAAUUUGAAAUUACA
This is a messenger RNA of Conger conger (European conger), 1671 nucleotides long. RefSeq names its product ornithine decarboxylase antizyme 1b (gene oaz1b). Gene Ontology annotation, molecular function: ornithine decarboxylase inhibitor activity. Gene Ontology annotation, biological process: positive regulation of protein catabolic process. The record is from RefSeq and is a predicted model, not a curated record. Gene Ontology annotation, cellular component: nucleus; cytoplasm. Lineage: Eukaryota; Metazoa; Chordata; Actinopteri; Anguilliformes; Congridae.